CUCAGACCAAAAUAGCAAUGGCGAAGAGGAAGCAACGGACGGAGGACGCGACCGAUGCCGUGGCCAAGGCCAGACCACCGAGGAAGUCGGUGGAGCGGUUCAGGGCGACCAGCGCGGAUGAUAAGGCUGCGCCGGGCGAGACGUCGACAAGCAAGGCGCCUCAACGAGAGCCAAACCAGGCGCCAGACGUCGAGUCUUCUGUCUCGCUCCCGCCCACGGAAGUCUCCUUGUCCCUUGAUCCCGACGAUGAACUCGAAGACAAGGUCGAUGACAGAGACGUCGACCAUGGCACACGCAAGGAUUACGACGACGAGUUCGAGGAAGCUGGUGCGAGUUAUGUAGCGGCAAAAGCGGUCAUGGCCAAGAUCGAGGCCGAGCGAAAGUGGCCAUCGAUGGUCCAUCUACUCGACGUCGAACUCAAGGAGCUGAAGGCUCAGUUCAAGGGGAGCGUAGGUGUCGUUGAGGAGCUCGGGCUCACACCUGGACUACAAUCGCACUCGGUGCGUCGAGGUUCUGCGGGUCUGCGGCGUUUGCUAUUUCCUCCGACAAUAUCAACAUACAAAGGAUUUGCAAGCGUGGGCAUUGGUCAAGGGACUCUCUAAGCGAAGUAUUGGAACCACGCUACGCAGGAAGCGGUCUUCUACGCCAACUUCAAGCUGAUCGACUGCCUCGGCUAUGCUGCGUGGUCACUCCUGAUCGCUACGAUGGCCUCGGCAAGCUUAUGCAUGAGGCCUUCAUGGUCUAGGAUUCAAAGAAUGCUUUCAAUUUACAUUUCUUCACCAAGGUGACGUAGGCGCGGAUUCGCACGGCGGGACUCCAUGAGCGCGGGUUUGAAGCUCGGCGGUGCGAAGCGCGAUCGGUGCAUGUAGGCGCGCGGGUACUCGUGCGCUUGGCUUGUGGGCGCGCAGGUGCUCGUGUACUCGUGGGCGCGUGGGUGGGAGUGAGCACGCGAGAGUAGGCGCUCUCGAGCGCCAGAGGGCGCGCGAGCGCUAGUGGGUACGCGGGCGCUAGUGGGCACGCGGGAGUAGGCGUGCGGUGGGCACGCGGUGGGUGCUCGUGGGCGCUCGUGGGUGCUCGUGGGCGCUCGUGGGCACUCGUGGGAGCGUCAUGGUCGCUGACAUUCAUUGGGGUCGGUGCCCGAGAGUCGCGGCGGCGCUGUGGCCACGGCCGGCAUGUACCUGUCGUCAAUUGCGUGUUCGCGAAUGCUUGACUGGCAGGCCAUUCACUCAGGUACGAUUAGCUUGGCCAAUGGCAUGCUCUUGUCAUUUUGUCACGGCUUCUGAUUGGUCUCUCUCUCCUAUACUUGUUGUUUGUAUGCUGGUGUAAUUAUUUUUUGUCAUGGCGGAGGCCAAUACAAUUUUCAAAUGUGUU
Molecule: messenger RNA, 1371 nt
Organism: Saprolegnia diclina VS20
Lineage: Eukaryota; Oomycota; Saprolegniomycetes; Saprolegniales; Saprolegniaceae
Exons: 6
Coding region: 18-602 (194 amino acids)
Source: RefSeq, a predicted model, not a curated record